AUAAUAGCAGUUUCUUUAACCGCAAUGGCGCAAAUGAUUGAGAAACUGGCCGGCAUGUUGAUUUCAACCCUAUUCCUGAGGAUCCAAAUGCGUCCAUAAUAAAUACUAUACAUGUUUGUACAUUGACGCUAGGAACAUGCCGCCAGUUGCGGUCAGGUGUGAGCCGACAGCUCGCAGCCAAACACGCUUUCACCCAAAGCCCUGAAUAUGAUGAUACUCCUUAUGGUGACAGAUACCAUGUCUUGUGUAUGCGACAGCGCUGGGCAAGGCCGCUGCAGCAGGCAAACGCUGCUGUGCGGAUACAGGCUGGAGGCUGCACUGGCGCAUUAGAAAUGUGCAAAGAAAGGAAAACGCGCAUUCCUUUAAUUGCUGGAGCGGGGCGGCUUGCGCCCUUGCUCGCGUGCGUUCUCUUCGCCGCAUCACUCGGCACCGGCGUGUUCGGGAGCGUGCCCCCGGUCCCACCAUCGCCGGAACCGCCUUCGCCCCCCGCCGCCUCCGCGAGUGCCGCGCUCCCGACAUGGACGCAUUCGUGCCGAUUGCAGCUCAUCGGCAGCGGCAUGUCAGGAGCUGCAACCGACGGCAGCACAACGCCUAAGGCUUGGUCGUUUCAAAGCGCGAGCAUCGAAUGUUGGCCGGCAUCCCUGGACGCAGUAAUGGACGGUCCCACGCCCUCCACAACAUGGCCACAGCCCUCGUCCUCACCCUCGCCCUCGCCAGCCCCUUCCUCCAGCCCGUCCCCGUCCCCCACCGCCUCCCCCAAGCCCUCCCCAAGCCCCUCCUCCUCCUCCUCCUCCUCCCCCGCCCCUUACCCACCCAUCGCCGCCGCCGACCUGGUUCAUGUGUCGGCAUGGGCACCGCUGGCGCUGCUUCUGCGCAGCUCCGCCGGCGGUCUGCGAGGCAUCGCCCUCAGCAACGACCGCACCGCGCUCGUAGCCGCCGCAGACGCCACGGGCAGUGGCAGCGGCAGUAGCAGUAGCAGCGUCAGUGGCAGUAGCAGCGUCAGUGGCAGUAGCAGCGGCAGCGGCAGUAGCAGUGGCAACACGACGAGCGGCGCGGGCGACUGGGGUCUGUCGUUUGUGGGUGUGCCCCACCUGCGACUGGUUGGCUGCCGGGUGAAGGGGCUGCCGCUCAGCUCCGUGGCGCCGCUGCUGCAGGUCAUCGGAUCCAACUACCUGACGGUCCAGGGCCUCACCCUGUCGCGGCUGUGGGGCGAGCCCGUGGUCAGCGGCAGUAGCAGCGGCAGCAGCAGUGGCGGCAGUAGCAGCGGCAGCGGCGUCGGCGGCAGUAGCAGCGGCAGCCCCAGGCGGCGGGUGUACGGCCCGCUGCAUGCGGCGGGGCUGCUGGGAGCUGACCUGCGUGGCGUGUCGUGUGCCGACGUGUCCGACGCCCACGGCUACUCCUGCCUCGCGCUGCUCUUCCGCGCCCCCGGCAGUAGCAGUGGCAGUAGCAGCAGCAGUGGCAGUGGCAGUAGCAGCAACAUUAGCAGUAGCGGUGGAGUCUCGGCUCUGCUCCGGAUCGCGGACAGUCGCUUUCAGCGGGGUCGGGUGGUCUGGCCCGGUGACCUCACGGGGGGCGGCGGCGCUGCUACUGCCGGUCUUGGCGGUGCCAGCGGCUCGGCGGCUGUGGCUGCUACUGCCGCCGCCGCCCUCGCCAACGUGACCGCCGGCGCUGUGGUGGUGUGGUCACCGCCAGCGGCGGCUGUAGCAGCAGCGGCCGGAAACGCCAGCGCGGGCAGCUUGGCCUUGGGCGAGGUAUGGCUGGAGGGAGUGACGGCGGACGCCAACGCGGGUGGCAGCGGCGCGGCCCUGGCGUUGCUGGGCGGGAGCCUGGGCACUCUCACGCUGAUGAAAACAACGCUCAGGAACAACACAGCAGACCCGGCCGCCGCAAACACCGACGGCGCCGCACUCGUGGCCCUCAUCUUUGGCGGCGUUGCCGGCAGCGGUGGCGGCGGCAGUGGCGGCGCGGUGUACAUCGAAACCGCCGUGCAGCGUGUCGUGCUGGCCAACCGCUCCUCCCUAGCCCAAAACCGUGCCGCCGCCCACGGCGGCGCGCUGGCGGUUGGCGGCGGGCCGUUGGGCUCCCUUGAGCUGUACGACAGCAGUACACUGGAGUACAACACGGUGCAGUACGGCAGUGGCGCGGCGGUGCACUGCGGCGGUGAUCUGGGCCAGAUGCUGAUGUACGGCGGCAGCGGCGCGUACGGCAACGCUGCCAAGGGAUCCAACGGUUUUGGAGGGGUGCUGUACGCAACCGGAAACGUGACCCGGAUCCAGAUGUACAACGGCAGCAGCAUCAGCGGCAACAGUGCCGUACGCAGUGGCGGCGCGCUGUACGGCGCCUCCAGCAUGGGUGAGAUCGUGCUGUACGGCGCCAGCGGCAUCAACGGAAAUUCGGUUGGCACGGGAUCCGGAGGAGCGAUCCACGUGGCGCAGUCGUUGGCUUUGCUCCGCCUGACUGAUGGCAGCAGCAUUGACAACAAUGCCGCCGCCACCUCGGGCGGUGGGGUGUACCUGGAGAGCGGCUCCCUGGGGGCCCUGGAGCUGUACGGUGGCAGCACCAUGGACGGCAACACAGCAGCCAACGGUGCCGGCGGCGCCGCCUGUGCCGCUGCCGGCUCGCUUUUAACUGUAACCCUGGACGGCGGCUCCAGCAUCAGCCGUAACGCCGCCAAGGGUACAGGCGGCGGUGGCGCGCUGUUUAGUCAUGAUCGGAUCGCGGCUCUGACGCUGGCGGGUGCGAGCCACAUGGAUACGAACAGCGUGCUGCUGCUGCGGGACGGCUCUGGCGGCGCGGUGUACUGCACCGGCGGAGUGGUCAGCAUCACACUUUCAGGCGGCUCCUCGGUUUCGAACAACAGUGUGACCGGCCUGCAACGUGGGCGCGGCGGCGCCAUUGCGGUUGACAACCGCCUGAGCCAACUGCUGCUAACCGACGGAUCUUACAUGGUCGGCAAUGUCGUGAACAACGGAAAUGGCGGCGCGGUCUUUGCCGCCACCAUAAAGUACGUUGAUCUGAGCAGCGGCGCGUACGUCAUCAAUAACCAGGCGGUUGGCGGUGAUGGCGGCGCGGUGUACGGCGCGUACCUGCUAUCAGACGUACGGCUAACCGGCGGCGCGGUGGUUGAUGACAACGCGGCGGGGGGUAGCGGGGGCGCGCUAUACUCUGGCGGCCCCUUGGGCUCCCUCGUGCUAUCAGACGAGGGGAGCAGCAUGUCACGGAAUACGGCAGCCGGUGGGCCCGGCGGCGCUGUUGCCGUGCCGUACGGCACGGGUGUUGAAACCGCGGGCCGGGUUUCAAUCCUCUCGCUGUCUGGUGGCGCCGCCAUGAAUGACAACGAGGCGCAUGGUGGACCUGGCGGCGCACUUUUCGCCGGCGCCGCCAUUGAUGCCGUACUCAUUGAGGGCGGCAGCAGUGUCACAGGCAACACGGCGUUGGAUCCAGAACUUGGGUACGGUGGCGCGUUGUACGCGGCGGUUGGGAUCAGUUCCAUCACCAUCACGGGAUCCGGAUCCAGCCUGGACGGAAACCGCUCCGCCAAGGAGGGCGGCGCGGUUUUCUGCGGCGGACCCGUGGGUCUGGUGCUGCUGUCCGAUGGCGGCAGCAUGCGUCGUAAUGCCGCCGCCGGCGGCAAUGGCGGCGCCAUCUGUGCUGCUGCGCCGUACUUCACCAACGGCAGCGCGCUCGCGGUGCCCAGCACGGCGCCGGCGCUGUCGGGCAUGGGAGAGCUGAAUGGCCUGACGGUUAGUAACGGAAGCGAGGUGGUUGGCAACCGCUGCUGGGGCCAUGGUGGCGCGGUUCACGCGGACAGCCGAUUGGUGGAGCUGCGUGUCUCCGGCGCCAACUCCUCCCUCUCUGGCAAUCAGGCCGGCGUCGACGUCAGCGCUAGCAAUGUCAGUGGUGGCGGGGACAGCAAUGGCGGCGGCGGCAGCAUUGGGGGUGGCAGCGGCAUUGGGAGCGGCAGCGGCAGCGGCGGCGCGGUGUUCGCGGGCUCGCUGCCCGGCGGGCUGUACAUCACCGACGGCGCGGUCGUGUCGUACAACAGCGCCACUGGCGGCGGCAGCGGCGGCGCCGUCUACGUGGCGGCGGGGCCGCUGCCCAACGCCACCAUCGCCGGCGGCGGCACGGUCGUGUCGUACAACGCCGCCGGCGGCGCCUCCGACAGCUCUGGCGGCUUCCUUGCCAUUGCCGUUGGCGGCAGCGGCGGCGGCGGCGGCGGUGGCGGCGCGCCCGGGCUGGGCCUGCUGCUGGUCACCGACGGCGCGGCUGUGUACGGCAACAGUGCCACCCGUGGCGGCGCCGUCAGCUGUGGCGUGCUGGGGCGGCUGCGGUUGGAGCGAGGGGCGGUGGUCAGCGGCAACACGGCGCGCCCGCCGGGCGUUGGCGGCGGCGGGAUCGUUAGCUACGGCGGCGCCGUGCACGUGUCGUACCGUUUGGAUGCGUUGGAGAUCCGGAGUGGCGGGCGGCUGGAGGCGAACAGCGCGGAUCCGGGGCACGGCGGCGGCGUGGCGUGUUUUUCUGGAUCCGGAUCCAGCAGCCCCAACGCCUGCCGCGUGGCCUCCGUGCUCAUUGACGGCAGCAGUGGCGGCCGUGUCGGCGGUGUCGGCGGGCAAGCAGCCGCCACGCCAUCAAUGACGACGGGCAUCCUCAACUGUACCGCGCGAUUGGGCAACGGCGGCGGCAUCUGGGUGGAGGGAAACCUAACCGCCAUGGUCAUGACGGGACGCGGCGCCAGCCUGUCGCACAACGCCGCAGUGCCCGUGUCCAAUUCAGGAUCCAACGGCCAGGGCGGCGCCGUGUUCGUCGGCGGCGUGCUGGGCUCCGUAACCGCCGACGGCGGAGCUGCCAUCUCAGGCAACCGCGGCAAGUCGGGCGGCGCGGUCUAUGCGGCCCGCUCGCUGGGCGCGGUGUGGGUGCUGGGCGGCUCUGUGGUCGACGGCAAUGUGGCCAGCAGCAGUGGCGGCGCGCUGUACACCGCUGGUACCAUCAGCUUACUAACGGUUGCGGGCGCCGGCUCGGCCUUUAGUAACAACGCGGCGCGCGGCGGCGGCGCCUCUCGCGACGAUGGCGGCGGCGCGGUUACGGCGGUUGUGGGGCUGGGCAACGUAACGCUGUCGGCUGGCGGCGCCAUGACUAAUAACUCGGCGGCGGCAAAUGGCGGCGCGGUGCUAGUUUCGCGGGGGCCUUUGGGCUACCUGCGGCUGUUGGACGGCGCCGCCAUGACUAAUAACGCCGCCAACAACUCUGGCGGCGCCGUGUACGGUUUUACCGCUAUCUACGAGGUGCACGUGCUGGGCGUGGCGGCGGCGGCGGCGGACAGCGUCGGCAACAGCAGCAGUGGCAGCAGCGGCAGUAGCAGUAGCAGUAGCAGCAGCAGCAGCAGCAGCAGCAGCAGCAUGCCUGCUACAGCCGCCGCCCUGUCCCGGAACUAUGCGGGCUACCGCGGCGGCGCCGUUGCGACCAACGGCACGCUGGGGUUGCUGGAGGUGGGGCCGAGUGGCGGCGUGAACGACAACCGAGCGCGCGGAGAUGGAGGAGCGGUGUUUGCAGCUGUCAACCUGACGACACUGAUAUUGCCACCUCCCGGCCCCUCCGGCGCACCCUCCACCGCCCUGGCUUGGAACCUGGCCGACCGCGGCUGUGCGCUCGGCCGCGCCGGCUUCGGCACCGCCGCCGCACGCACCGUGUGUCGCCAGCUGGGCUACACGGGCGCAGUGGCGGGCGGCGAGUACUACACCGCGGGCGGCGGCGUGGGACCCAUCCACCUGCUGCUCAUUGAGAGCGACCCCGCGCGCGCCGCCCGACUAGACCAGUGCCGCAACACGGGGUGGGGCAACGCCACCGGGUGCACACACCCCGAGGACGUGGGCGUCAACUGCGAGGUGGUCUACCCGCCGCCCAUGCCGCCCGCCGCGCCGCCGCCGCUGCCGCCAUCACCCCCGCCCCGGCCGCCUCCCCCGCCGCCACCCCCGCCGCCGCCCUCGCCGCCGCCGCCGCCCUUCCCGCCGCCGCCGCCGCCGCUGCAGUUGCCCGCAUGGAGCCACAGCUGCCGUGUCGAGCUUCGCGGCACCUACUCGGCAGGGGCUGCAGCUGCAGCUGCUACAGCCCCCGGCGGCGGCGGCGGCGGCGGCACUGGCGGCGGGAGUGACAGUGUCAGUGGCGGCGGGCCUCGCCGGCGGCUGCGGCAAAAGGAGGCUGAGCGCGAAAGCAUCAUGGGCAGUAGUGACGGUGUCGGCAGUAGCAAAGGGGAGGAGGCAGGGGCAGGGGCGGCAGUAGCAGCAGGGGUGGAGGACGUGCUUGCUACUGCCAACGAAGCCGCUGCUGGGCUGGCGCUGCAGGCACGGCACGCGCUUGAGGAAGCUGUAGCAGCAGCGGAGGACGCGCCGCCGGAUGACUUGCGGCUCUUCAGCCCACCGCCGCCGCGGCCGCCGCCGCCACGCGCGCCGCCGUCGCCGCCCGCGCCGCCGGACAUCCCGGUGUUUGCGUUUGAGGCGGCUUACGUGGAGUGCUGGCCCGCGGGCGGCAGUAGCAGCGGCGGCAGUGGCAGCGGCAGUAGCAGCGGCAGUAGCAGUGGUGACGAUGUGGCUGUGCGUGUGGGAAGCCUGCUGAUGCAGUACUUGGUGCCGGGCCCCGGAGUGAUCCUGAUCGACGCGGGAGCGGAGGCAGCAGCUGCUGCUGCUACUGCCGCUGGUGUGGAUGCUACUGCCGGCGGCGGUGACAGCAGCGGUGACAGCGGCUGGGGGCUGGAGUUCGUGUCGGGGGAUGUCAGCGGCGGCGUGUCAGGCGCGGUCGUGUCACACCUGCGACUUUUAGACACGCUCGUUUCAGACCUGCCGCUCUCCCCCACCGGGCCCCUGCUCGCCACCUCCGGAAUUGACUUCGUGUCACUCGCCAACGUCACCCUACGAAACCUGGCCGGCCGCCCGCCGCCGCCUUCGUCCAGCGGCAGUAGCAGUGGCGGCGGCAGUAGCAGUAGCAGUGGCAGUAGCAGCAGGGAGGUGCACGGCCCGGUUCACCUGCAGGAAGUUACGGGGGCUGCAGUCAGUGGGUUGCGGUGCGAGGGCGUCACUGACGCCUGGGGCUGGUCCUGCGUUCUGUUCAGCUACGGCUCUGAUUUCAGCAAGAGCAGUAGCAGCGGCGGCGGCAGCAGUAGCAGCCUCACGGGCGGCGCAGGCAUGCUGUCGGUCCGUGGCUCGAUCGUGCGUGGCAAUUCGGUCGUGGCCCCCCACUCCCUCCUCCCCGACUACGUCGCUUUCACCGCCGCCGCUACUGCCGCCACCGCUGCUACUGCCGCCGCUACUGCAUCCGCCUCAGCAGCUGGCGUGGCGGUGGCGGCCGCGGCGGCGCCGACGGGGUACGGUGCGCUGGUGGUUCGUGGCACGAGGGCGCUUGGGGUGCUGCAGGUCGAGGACAGUUACUUCGAACGCAACAUCGGCGGCAAUGGCGCGGCGGUGUGCGCCACACAGGUCGCAAUCAGCCUGGCCAUCCUCCGUGGCGUGAACGCAACUGCCAACGCCGCACGCCACGGCGCCGCCCUCUUUAGCGACUCCCGAUUAGGCGACUUAGUCAUUGACGGCGCCAGCACCCUAACCGCCAACAGCGCAGCCGCCAACGGGGGCGCGAUCGCCGCUGCCGCCGGUGCCGCCAGCGUCCUGCUCGACGGCGGUGCGGCCUUUUUAGGCAACGUGGCCGGAGGCGCAGGCGGCGGAAUAUUCAUUGGCGGCGACGUGGCCCGCGCGUUGGUGUUGCGUGGCGGAGCGGCGGUGCGUGGCGGCAAGGCUGGCGGCGGCGGCGGCGGGAUUUAUGUGGACGGUGUGGUUGGCAGCGGCGUGACGCUGGCCGGCGGCGCCGCCAUUGACGGUAAUAUGGCCAUCGGCGGCGACGGCGGAGGACUGGCUGUAGCUGGCGGCGCCAGCAGUGGCGGCAGUAGCAGCAGCAUUGGCGGCAGCGGGCUACGGCUGGCGGGUGGCAGUAGCAUCUCGAACAACGAGGCCCGCGCUGGCGGCGGUGGCGGCGUGUGGGCGGCGGGCGUAGUUGCCGGCGUCAGUUUGGCGGGCGCGGGCACGCGUGUCGCGGGAAACGUGGCGGCGGGUGCCGGCGGCGGGCUGCGUUUGGGCGCAAUGCCACGAGGCGGCGGCGCCCUCACCCUCAGUGGCGGCGCCGCGCUGGAGGACAACACAGCCGGGAGCGUUGGCGGCGGCGGCGUCUGGAUCGGCAGUAGCAUCGCGUCGAUCGUGCUUACCGGCACCGGCAGUAGCAGUGGCAGUAGCAGUGGCAAUAGCAGUGGCAGUAGCAGUGGCAGUAGCAGUGGUGCCAACGGCACAAACACGCGCCUCUCCGGCAACCAGGCCCUGGCCGGCGGCGGCGGCGGCAUCUGGGUCGGCGGCGCGCUGGGCGAGCUGCUGCUGUCCGCCGGCGCCGCCGCUGACGGCAACGCCGCCGCCACCGGAGAUGGCGGCGCCGUCGCCGUCGGCGGCGCGUUGGGCACGUUGUCGCUGCUCGGCGGCGGCACCAGCAUGUCUGGGAACGCGGCGGCGCGAGGCAGCGGCGGCGGCGUCGCCGCCGCCGGCGCCGUCGGCGCCGUCAGCCUACAGCAGGGCGCGGCGGCGGCGGGGAAUGUGGCGGGCGCGGACGGAGGCUUUCUGUUCGCGCCCGGCGUCCUGGGCAGCCUGAGUCUGUCGGGUCGAAGCCGGCUAGAGGGCAACACGGCGGCGGCGGCGGGCGGCGCGGUGGCGGCGUUUGCCGUGGCGGGCGGUGUGGCGCUGUCGGGCGGAAGCGUGGCGUCCGGCAAUGUGGCCGGCUGGCGCCCGGCCCCUGCUACUGCCGGCAGCAGCACCGGCGCUGGCAGUAGCAGUAGCAGCGGUGGCACGGGCAGUAGCAGCGGCACGGGCAGUAGCGCCGGCAGCAGCAGCGGGCGAGGCGGCUUUCUGGCUGUCACUACCGACGUGGCGGGCGGCGUAACGCUCGACGUCGGCAGCCGGCUCUUCAACAACUCGGCCCUUGGGCGCCGCGGCGGCGCCGUCGGCGGCGCCAUUGCCGUACAGGGCCGUUUGAGCCUUCUAGCUCUUGACGGGCCCGGGUCCCUGAUCGCCGCUAACCAGGCGGGAGGGCACGGCGGCGCGAUCUGGGUCGGUGGCGUGCUGGAGCGGCUGAGCAUCACUGGCAGUAGCAGCAGUGGCAGUAGCAGCGCCGGCAAUGGCAGUAGCGGCCCCGGCAGUAGCAGCAGCGCGGCGACGGGGAUGGUGGGGAACGUGGCCGAGGACGGCGACGGCGGCGCCAUUGCGGCCGGCUGCAUCAGUGAGGUGGCAGUGGUGGGGCCGGGCGCGGUCCUGGCGAGGAACGCAGCGGCCCGCCACGGCGGCUGGGCGGCCGUCGGCGGCUGGCCGGCGGCGGCGGCGCCGUCGGCGCUUGCGCCUGGCGUGUCGCAGUGGCGAUUCGCUGACGGCGCGAGCUUGGAGAGCAACGUCGCGGCGGCUGGAGAUGGCGGGUUUCUGAGCGCACGCGGCGUCGGUCCUCCAGAUGCGGCGACGUCGGCCGCCGCCGCCGCGGCGGCGCCGUUUUGGGCGGUGCUUUUUGAGUCCGUGUCGCUGUCAGGCAACAUGGCGGGCGGGAGUGGGGGUGCUUGGGCACUGACGACGGCGGCGGCGGCGCCAUUGCAGCAGCGGGCGGCAGCAGCGGCGGCGGCGGCGGCGGCGGUGGCGGAAGCUAUGACGGGACGUGUCGCACCGCUGCUGCUGGUGUUUCAGAAUGCCUCGGUGGAAAGCAACACGGCGGCUGGUGGCGGCAGUGUGGUUGGCGGCGGCGGCGGCGGCGGCGGCGGAGCAAUCUUCGUGGACUGGAGCAUGACCUCGCUGAGUAGCAGCGGCGACGGCGACGGCGCGAGUGUGUCUGUUAGCGACUGUCUGGUGUGGCUGGAGGGCGGGACGCUGCGAAACAACUCCGUGACUGCUGCUGCAUUCGUAGCCGCGGCCGGUGGCAAAGCAGGUGACGUCGGCGGCGGCGGCAGUGGCGGCGGCGGCGGCGGCGGCGGCAGUGGCGGCGGCGGCAGUGGCGGCGGCGGCGUGUUGCGGCUGGUCGGCUGCGGCGCUCACAUGACAGACGUCGCAGCCCGCGGCAACACCGUGCCGGCGACCGGGAACGGCGGUGCCGUGUCGCACACCUAUCGUGCAUCCGCCGCCGCCGUUGCGGCGGCGCUGCGUGCGGCGAUGGCGGCUGCUGACGGCGGCGCACCGGCAGUAGCAGGGAGCAGCGACGGCGGCAGCGGCAGUAGCAGCAGCAGCAGCUGGUCAAGCCCACCGCUAUUCCCCUCCGGCUACGCGCCUUGGGCCCUUGCUACAGCCAGCCUGCCCAAGCUCUCCGCCUCUGCACAAAACAGCUGCGGCAGUAGCAGCACCAGGGACAGCGACGACGGCAACGCGACGCAGUCCGCCACGUCAGCUGCUGCUGGCGACGCAGCGGCGCUCUGCCCCUCGCUGCCACGUCAGCCGCCGGGAGCUGCGGGCGUGGCGGCGCCGGCGGCGCAGCUGCUGGCGGCGUUGGACGCGGCCCGUGCUUUAGCCCUCAGCAGUGGCAGUGGUAGUAGCGGCAGUAGCAGCGACGACAGCGCGCUUGUGGAUGCCUUGGUGGCGGCUGCGGCUGGGCCGGGCGGCUUCACCGCAUGCGGCACUUGCUUCGCCGGCAAUGUGGCGGCGGCGGCGAGCGGCCGCGGCGGCGCCGUCGCCUUGAGCCAUCGCCUGCCCUCCGCCGCCGACCUGCUGCCGCUUGCUGAGUCUCUCAUCAAGAGCGGUGGCGGCAAUGCCAGCACGGGAGCAGCAGCGAUAGCAGUGUCAACUGCCGUGGCCAGCGCCGCGGCGCGGCUGCUGCGGGGCGGCGGCGGCGUGGCAGCGGCGGCGGGCGCGAUGACUUAUGCGCUCCAGGGCUGCGUUCUGACUGGCAAUGCCGCGGGCUUGGGUGGCGGCGCGCUUAGCUUCGAAGCGGAGGAUGACACAACGGCGUCGCCGCCAGAGCCGCCGCCGCAGCCGCCAGCAGGGCCGCCGCCAGGGCUGCUGCUGCCUAGUGCUAGCGGCACCAGCCGUCGUCUGGUAGAGACGAUGGCGGCGGCGGCGGCGGCGGAAGCAGCAACAUCAACAGCACCAACAAUAGCAGCAGCAGUUGGGCUGUUGCACGUGGCGGAGUCGGAUGUGUUUGGCAACACUGUUGGCGUGGGGUCUCUGCUGGCAGCAUGGUCGCCGCGGGGGUCAUUCCUAUUGCCGCCAGACGGGUCAGCUGUACCCUGCGGCGGCGGCUUGGCAAUCUCUGGCGGCGGCGCCAGUGCCAGCGUGACGCAAUCCACAUUCACAUCCAACGCAGCAACCGCGCCGACUUACAACAACAACAGCAACGGCAUGGCCUCACCCUCGGCCGCUCGUGGUGGCGCCGUAUGCGUGCGCGGCGGCGCCGCCGCCGCAUUCCUUGCCACCGCCUUCCACGCAAACGUCGCGUACGGCGACGGGGGCUCGUUAUACGGCGGCGGAUGCGGGUUUCUUUCGCUGUCUGGCGGCUGUAGCAUCCGCUCGUCUGUCAGUGGUGGUGGCGGCUACGGCGGCGGCUUGGCUGUGGUGGGCGGCUGUAGCAGGGGCCUGAGGCUGCAGGGGCUGUUGCUCGCCAACAACAGCGCCGCCUCUGGUGGUGGGUUGUUUGUGUCCGGUGGCGGCAGUAGCAGUAGCGUGACAGGCGAUAUUAGCAGCGGCAGUAGCAGUAGCAGUAGCAGCGGAGGCGUGAUGGUGCUUGCCGAGUCCGUAACGCUGUGGAACAACACCGCAAUGGGGUGGCGUACAGCUGCGGCUACUGCCACCACUGCCGCUGCUACUGCGGCCACAGCUGCUAUGGCUACUACCGGCGGGCAGCAGGAGGCGGCGGCGUGGCGGCGGCAGCACGCGGGCCGCGGCGGCGGCGCGUUCCUCGGGGAACGUGCGGCGGUGGUCUUCAGCGGAGGCAGUGGCGGCGGCGUCGAGGCCGCGGCCCUGCUGCUUGGCGGCGGCAACACUGCUACAGCCGCCGGAGCUGACAUUGCCAGCCUACAGACGUGCGCCCUUGCCCCAGCAGCCUCCCCAGCAGCAACAGCGCAGUCCUCGCAACCCGGCGCGUCCCCAGCGGGCAUCAUUGACAGCGACGUUGUAGUAGGCGGCGGUGGCGACUGGGCGCAGACCUGGCGGGCGCUCGCAGACACCACCGCGCGUGGCUGCUGGCCCCUAGUGCUCCACAACACCCGGCUACGCCUCCUGGCCACCGGCAGUAGCAGCGGCAGUAGCAGCAGCGGCAGUAGCAGUAGCAGCAAUGACACGGCUGUCAAGCCGCUGUGGAUGGCCGACCCUGACGCCGCCGCCCUUCGCGUGGGCUGCAGCAGCAGUAGCGCCAGCAGUGGCAGUAGCAGCAACGGGACGGCAGUAGCCGCGGGAUCCACUGAUGCGGCGGCAGCAGCCGCCCUUGCCGCGCGGGAGCAGCUCGAUGCGGCAGUAGCAGCUGUCGUGCUGCGGAGCCUGACGCCGCAAUCGCCCGCCGCCCUGGCGGCGCAGCUGGCCACGUGCCUGCUGCUACAGCCGCAGCUGGACGGCGGCGGCGGCUUGGACCCCCUGAGUGCGGCAGUAGCGCUCGGCCUGUUCAGCCCCGGCGCCAGUCCAUCGGCGGUGCGGCUGCGGCUGCUACUGCCGCUGGCGACCUACGACCGCAGCAGCCGGGCGGUGCAGCAGGUGUUGCUACAGCCGUCCGCGGCAGCCACAGGCGGCAGUAGCAGUGGCGGUGGCAGCGGCAGUAGCAGGCGCAGUGCGGCGGCGGCUGCGUCGGUGCUGCUGCUUUCCACUUCGGAGCCCUUCAGUCUUGGGGCGGAGCUGGUGUCCGUGUCAUUGGGGCGGCGGGUGACGGGCCACGGUCCCGUCACUGUCACCCUGAGCGUCGGCCCUGCCUCCCUGGCGCGGCUGCUACAGCCGACAGCAGCAGCCGGCGGCGGCAGUAGCAGCGCCACAGCCGCAUCGGCGGCAGUAGCAAGCACCACUGCCAGUGCUACAGCCGACAUGGUGAACGGCGUGGCGCGCUGGAGCGGGCUGCGGCUGGCGGGCUGGCCGGGGUCGGGCUACAGCCUCACGCUGCGUGCUACUGCCGCCGCUGCAGAGCCGGGCGCCGCAGAGGUGCUGGUCACGGUCCUCAACGUGCCAUUUGCCAUCGACACCUGCACCCCAGGCGAGGUGCCCGUGCCGGCAGUGCUGCGGGUGGUGCCGAUGCCCCCGUUAGCGGCUGCUGGGGCCGGGACCGGGGCCGCCCUUGCGGCGCCCACAGCGCCCCCGCCACCUCCUCCAGUGUCGCGAGAAGCAGCCACCACCCGCACAACCGCCACCAGCGCUCAGGCCCCGACCUCGCCACACCUGGUGUGUGUGCCCUGCGCCGCCGGCAGCUACUCCCGCUGGCCCGACCCCCGCUCCAACACCGCCGAUGCCGCGGCGGCCUUUGCCGCCGACGCCACUUUCGCUUCCAACGCAACCGCCAGCAGCAGCACUAGCAUUAGCAGCAUCGGCGGCGCCGCCUGCCUGCCCUGCCCCCGUAACGCCUACUGUGGCGGCGGUGCGGUGCUGACGCCCCGCCGUGGAUUCUGGCACACGGACCCUGGAUCCAACAUCAUGCGGCCCUGUCCGAAUCCAGCUGCCUGCGGAUCCGCGCCGCUGGUCUCGCUUGGAUCCGGAUUCUGCCGGCUGGCGGCGGCGCUUGAGCUCCAGGCGGGGAGCGGGGGGCUCGGGGGCGGCGGAGUGGCAGGGGUAAGCGAAGAGGCUGUCAGUGGUGUGUUAGUGGCGUGCCAGGCGGCAUGGUACGCCUCGCGCCCGCCCGGGGCUGCGGUGCUACAGCUAUACCGGGCCGGCCUGGACGCCAGCAGUGGCAGUAGCAGCACCAGUGGUGCCAGCAGUGGCAGUAGCAGCACCAGCACCAACACCACCGCUACUUUGGCGGCUGCGGCAGCAGCCGCGGCGGCGGCGGCGGCUGGGGUCCCAGUCGGUGCGAGCAGUGAUGCGCAGUACACGCCUGCGGACGUGUCAGCGGCAGCAGACGCCGCUUGUGUCGCCGCACCGCCGACGACGGCGCUGGAGGGGCUGUGCUUUCUCUCCCUCCCGCCGCCUGCCGCUGCAAGCUCUAUUUCUGCCACCACCACCACCACCACCACCACCACCACCACCACCACCACCACCACCACUUCCAUACCUAACGCAACCAGCACCAACACCAAUACCAACACCAGCACCGGUCAGCUGCCCCCAUCCCAGCAGUCGCAGCCACAGCCACAGCAGCCACGGCCGCCAUCGCAGCAGCAGCUGCAGCGGCUGAGCUACGGCGCCCGGCAGUGUGGCGAGGGCUAUGCCGGCCCGCUGUGCGCCGCCUGCGCCCCGGGCUUCUGGGCAGCUCCCGGAUUCGCCUGCCUGCCCUGCAACACAGCCGCCGCGGCCGCCGUGGGGCUGUUGGGGUUCGUGCUCACGUGCGGCCUCAUCCUGGGGCUGGCGGCGGCGGUGCUGGCAGAGGCCGGGGCGGAGGUGGUGGAGGAGGGGGAGGAGGCGGAGGAGGGGGAGGAGGCGGAGGGGGAGGGCCGUGGCCGGCAGGGUGGUGCGGGAGGGAGCCUCACGGACACGCUCGUGGCACUGGUCACGCAGCUGCAAUGGCUGGUCAUCGUCACUCGCCUCAACCUGACCAGCAGUAGCAGCAGCAACAGCUACAGCCAUGGCAGUAUCAGCAGUAGCAGUAGCAGCGGCUGGCCCGCCUCAGUGCGCGGUCUGCACACCGCCGCCGCCAUCCUGACCGGCGCAGGCGGCCUGGCGGCGGCGGGCUUCCCCUCCUGUCUGCUACCAGCCGGCGGCGGCGGCGGCAGCGGCGGCGGCGGUCCAGAGGCACAGGCGCAGGCACGGCUGCUGAACGCCUGGGUGGCGCCGCUGGCGGCGGCGGCGACGUGUCUGGUCCUGUGGGCGUCUGUCAGGCUGCUGAGUGGCUGUGGUGAUGACGGUGACGAUGGCGACAGCGAGGAUGCCGACGACGGCUGCCGCCGCUGCUGGCCUGGGGCCGGGGCCGCUGACCGCAGCCGCCGCCCUGCUGCGGACUCCUUGAGGCCACUCGUGUUCAGUGAUGUGGUGGUGAACAGUCGCAAGCCGGUUCCGCAGGAGACAGCGGUCGGCUACUCAGCGGCAGGAUCAGAACUAGCAGCAGCAGGAGGAGGACAAGGAGGACAAGGGGCAUCGUCUGGAGGAGGCGGUGAUGAUGCAGGAGGUGACAUCCUGGCGGGCGCGGCGGCGGCAGCGAGGGAGGCAGAGGCUGUGGCGUCGCCGCCGCGCCUGUCGCCCUUCCAACGACUUGCAGCCGCGAUUUCGAUUGUCGGGCCCAAGGCCGGCGGCGGCAGGCCGGCAGGCGGCAGGGCCGGGAGCCUACCUGGCAGCGGUGUGACAAUGCUCGGGCCCGGCGCCGUCGGCACUGUGGGUGGGGGCGAGAGGUCGAGCGCGCCCGCCGCGUUGCAAGGCGCCGCGACGGCGACGGGGGUGGCCGCAGAUUUGUUCAGGCGCGCGCGCGGCCGGCACCAGGAGAGGCGCAGCCACGUCAGCAGCAGGCGGGGUGGUGGCGGCGGCUUUGGGGCGGCCGGCAGCCGUACGGGCAGCAGCGGUGGGUCCGGUUCUGAAGGCGGCGGCGGCGGCAGGGCCAGCCCCCGGCUUGUUUACCUAGACGACUUCCCUCGCCGCCGCCAGCAGCAGCUGCAAAUGCAGCAGCAGCAGCAGCAGCAAAUGCAGCAGCAGCAGGAGAUUGAGGAGGUGGGGCCGCCGCCGCACCUGGCUGACACGGCCGCGGCGGGAGCAGCAGUGGCGGCGGGUAGCGCGCCGUUUGCAGCCGGUGGGGACGGCUGGGAUGGCGAGGCCGACGGCAGGCUAGGCAUGGACAGCAGCGGCGGCAACAGCUUUCACGGCUUGGCCGGUGGUGAGCGCCGCACCGCGCCCGCACGUGUGUACGGCGCCGCGGCCGCGCUGUACGCCAACCGCCCUCCACUGCGCCGCCGCGUUACCCUGCGAAGCAGCGGCGGCGGAGGCAGUGGCGGCGGCAGUGGCAGCGGCGGCGGUGGGAGCCGCGUUAGUAAUGGCGGCGCCGGCGGCGGGGCGGACGCAGCGGUUGUUGUUGGUGGCAGCACCAUUGCCACCGCCAGCGUCAGCGGCAGGAGCAGCGGCAUUGACACACCCGGCAGCGUAACCCCGGCUGACGAGGAGCAGGAGGAGGCCGCUGCCGUUGCCGCUGAUGGUGCUGCUGGUGCUGUUGGUACUGGUGCUGGUGCCGCAAGCGCCGCGGGUCGGAUUGGCAUCCGGCCGCACCCGCCGCCGCCUUUCUACGCCGCUGCCGCGCCAAGUGCCGGAGGCGGCGGCCGAGGUGGACAGGGCGCCGGUCUUGGUGGCGGUGGCGGAAUGCGCCCGAGCCUGGGCCGGCCCAUGCAGCGCCGCAGCCAACAACUGCCGCCGCUGCCCACACACGCCCAGUCAGCUGUAGCCGCCGCUGCUGCAGCCACGGCUGCAGCCGCUGCCAAAGCCACUGCUGCAGCCACUGCUGCAGCCGCUGCUGCAGCUCCCAAUAGCGGCUGGGCGGGGCCCGGGCCGCGUGUCGAAGGCGGGCUGGGGCCCGGGCCGCUGGGUGAGGCGACCGUGACGGAGGAGGGCGGGGCGCAGGAGAGGGAGGAGGAGGAAGACGCGGUGGGAGGCGGGCUGUGGGAGCGCCACACCUACAGCGGCGGACGCGGCAGUGACGGCACGCGUGCGGCGCUUACCGCCGCCCGCAGUGCUCGUGCCAGCUUUGGUGGAGGCGGCGUCGGUGGCGGCGGCGUUGGUGGCGGCGGAGGUUCCAGGGUUGGUGGCGCCAGCUUUCUUACUCGCGGCUUCAGCCUCCGAAUGUUCGGUGGCGGAGGCGGAGGUGGUGGGGGGGUUGAGGGAGGAGGCGGUGGCGGCGACCGGCCCUCGGGUGGUCGUACCACCGCCACCACCUCCUCCUCCGGCCGCCUGCUCAGCAGCUUUGGCACCCUCACCAGCUCCCUCUCGGGCGCCUUCGGUGGCGUAUCGCCGCCUCCCGACAAGCCGAUCCUCGUGCGCCCGCGCAGUGGCCCUCUCAGCGGUGCCACAGCCGGUGCUACAGCCGGUGCCGCUACUGCUACAGCCGCUACAGCUGCAGGCGCCAAGCCGCCGCUGCUGCGCUCGCUGCACGGCCUGCCGCCGGGCAGCAGGGCCCUCGGCUCCGCCACCAAUGCGGCGUUUCCCGCUGGCGGGCAACAUUGGGACCGUCAUGGCGGCGGCGGCGGCAGCGGCGGCGGCGCCGCGGCAAAACGUGGCUCCGUGUCAGCAUCCGGAGCCGUGCCGGGCGUGGGCGGCGGCUGGGGCGGCGGCGUCGCCGGGGCAGGGGGCGGGUGGGCGGGAGAGGGUGGCAGCGUUGGCGGCUGGGGGGAGGAGGGUCGGAGCUUCCGCGUGUCGCCAAACACAGGCACGCCUGCCAACCGCCAGGCCGCGUACCUCAUGCAGCGUUACGGAUCCAACAGCACGCUGCGAGAUCCGGUGCCGGAGGUCGACGACGGCGAUGGCGACGGUGAUGCAGUUGGGCUUGCCGCCGCCGCCGCCGCCAGAACCGCCAAGGGCUCCAGGGGCCGUGAUGGCGGCGGCGGCGGCGGUGGCGGUUGGCUGACGCGGCUGAGGCUGCUGGCGGCGGCCUGGCGGCGCAACCGGCUGACUGACACGGACGGUGGUGACGCAGGUGGCCAGCAGCAGCAGCAGCCGGCGGCUGUAGCGGCAGUAGCAGCAGUAUCAGCCACGCCCCCGCCGCCGCUGCGGCUGCAGCUGCUGGCGGUUGGUCUGGCGGCGGGUCAGGUGCUGCUGCCGGUGCUGGCGUGGGCGUCGUUGUCUGUGUUUGCAUGCGUGGAUCUGAACCUGGAUCCGGAUCUGGAUCCAGAUACGGAACUGGCUGGCUCUGUCGUUCCCAGUGGCAGUAGCAGUGGCGGCGGCGGCGGCGGCGGCGGCGACCCGCGCUGGCAGUUGGACCUAGGCACCACCUGCUUCAGCGGCUCGCCCCACGGGUCGCUGGACACGCCGCUGGGCGCCCUGGGGCUGUCGGUGUUCUGUGCCGCGCCGCCGGCGCUGUGCUUGGCGGCGGCGGCGGCUGUGCUGAGCAGCAGGGGCCGGAGGGAAGGCGGGGGCGGCGGCGGCGGCGGCUACAGCAGUGCCCAAGCGCUGCUGUGGUCGUGGCUGUGCCGGCGCUUCAGGCGGCCCCACUCGGCGUUGUGGCACGCUGCCUCCCAGCUGCAGCUGCUGUUGCUGCUGGCAGUCGACGUUUACGGAGCAGCCUGGCCGCUACAGCCCGCUGCUACUGCCGCCACUGCCAAAGCCCUGUCAAGCGGCAGUAGCAGCAGCAGCAGCGGCAUCAGCACGGCGGUGCUACAGCCGGCGGUGAUGGCUGUAGCGCUCACGUCCAUUGGGGUGCUUGAGCUGGUGUGUGCGCCGCUGGCGGGGCGGGCGCUGGCGCUGCUGCGGGCCGCAGGGCUGGGCGUGCUGGCGGCGACGGCGGCGCUGGCGGCGUUGCUCACGAGCGGCGCGGGCAUUGACGAGGCGGCUCGUGAGGCGGUGGGUGGUGUCAUCGUGGCCCUGAAUGCGGCGAUGCUGACUGCCAUGUGUGUGGCGGCGUGUCGCCGGGGGCUAGCGCUGCUGGUGCGACUGCGGCGGCGUGCGGCUGCUGCUGCGGGCUUCGGUGUUGGCGGAGGUGGUGGGCAGGAGGGUGGCGAGCUGAAAGGCGUGGGGCCGGGCAGGAGCGGUUGCGGCGGCUGGCUGGUUUGCUGGGGCCAGCAACAAGGGAGGCGGGGUCCACAUCAGCAGCAGUGGCGGCGCGGCAGCUGGCGGCACAACGCGGUGGCGCCUCACCUCCACGGCAGGGGUGGGCGGGGCGGAGGCGAAGGCGGAGGAGGAGGAGGGAGUGGGGAGGAGGAGCCGUGAGGAAUGCUAUGUGCCGAGGGUGUGGUGGUGCUUUUGAUACGGUAAGAGAGGCAUAGGAAGGAGGUCGCGAGGAUGGGCUGCUGCAAUGGCGACAUUGCAACACUUUCACCAGCGGGGACUUCAAGUGGUGCGUGGAUCGAUGGUGGGUCCGUGCCCCAGGCACGCAAGCAAGCAACUGGGGCGCGGGACGAAGCACAUGUGUGUGUGUGAGAGAGAGAUACGCCCCAUCCGUUUAAGCGCCCACAGCAGCUGCAGGCGCCGAAGGGACACAAAGCACGCACAAUAUGGUAAUUAAAAUGCAAUA
This is a messenger RNA of Chlamydomonas reinhardtii, 19305 nucleotides long. RefSeq lists its product as uncharacterized. The transcript has 22 exons. Gene Ontology annotation, biological process: protein deubiquitination; double-strand break repair via homologous recombination. Bases 654 to 19001 code for a protein of 6115 amino acids. The record is from RefSeq and is a predicted model, not a curated record. Gene Ontology annotation, cellular component: membrane. Gene Ontology annotation, molecular function: ubiquitin binding. Lineage: Eukaryota; Viridiplantae; Chlorophyta; Chlorophyceae; Chlamydomonadales; Chlamydomonadaceae.